GCCUAUUUCCUCUGAAAAAUUUUUAUCGAUCGAUGCAACUUCAUGUUAAAACAAGCAAUUGCAAAAUUUUCGAAACAAAUGCGACCCAUUUCAACAGGCAUACAUUUUAUUCAAUCAAUCAAUUCGAACUGGUUAUGGACGACCGAGAGCAAGAAAAAGCUUUCAAAGAGUACGACCAGAUCUUGGAUGGAUUGCGAGCGGAUUUUAACGAGAGCUGGAAGACCAAGAAGAGGGAGGCUCUGACCCUGGACGAUUUUGUACGUUACAGAACGCUGGGGACAGGGGCUUUCGGUCGAGUGAUGCUCGUGAAACAGAAAUCAAAUGGCGUUUACUACGCGAUGAAAAUAUUGGAGAAGGCAAAGUUGAUAAAGUUAAAACAAGUGGAGCACACUGGAAACGAAAAACGAAUAUUACAGAGCGUUAAAUUCCCGUUCGUGAUCUACAUGGAGUUCUGCUUCAAGGAUAACUCCUACCUCUACUUGAUCCUUCCUUUCAUAUCGGGUGGAGAAAUGUUCUCUCAUUUAAGACGAAUGGGAAAAUUCGACGAAGGAUUAGCCAGAUUUUACGGAGCUCAAGUUACCUUGGCUCUCGAAUAUUUACAUCAUUGCGGCUUGGUCUAUCGAGAUUUGAAACCGGAAAAUAUACUGAUAGAAAAAAAUGGUUACUUGAAAAUAACCGAUUUUGGCUUCUGCAAACUGGUCGAAGGACGAACAUGGACCUUGUGUGGUACGCCCGAAUAUCUGGCGCCGGAGAUAAUCCUCUCCAAGGGAUAUGGAAAGUCUGUAGAUUGGUGGAGUUUUGGAGUACUCAUAUACGAAAUGAACGCUGGUUAUCCACCCUUCUACGCUAGAGACCCCAUGAAAAUCUAUGAGAAAAUUGUUUCCGGAAAGUAUAAGUUCGCCAAUAAUUUUGGAGAGGAUUUGAGGGAUCUAUUGAGGAACGUCCUGCAGGUGGACCUCUCCAGACGUUACGGUAACUUGAAAGACGGACCGGCCGACAUCAAGAAGCAUCGUUGGUUUAGAUCGAUUGACUGGCUCAAGAUAUACUACCAAACAAUCGAGCCCAGUUUCAUACCUAAAAGAGGAAACGUUGGUGAUUCGAGCAACUACGAUCAAUAUGACGAGGAGGAGCUUAUCGUUGACAAAGUGGACCGUUACGCGAAAGAGUUUGCCGACUUUUGAGAACGUUUUUAGUUAACAGAUGUACACAGUUGACGAUGAUUAUUUCCUGUCAUUCCACAAAUUGUAUUAGACUUAGUGUAACAUUAUAUGUAUAUAUACGUAGGCAUACGUUAAACUGUCCGAAUAUCCGAAUGUUAGUGAUAUUUAGCUGUAACGCUCUUUAUCCCUAAUCAUUUUCAAUUUACC
This is a messenger RNA of Athalia rosae (coleseed sawfly), 1367 nucleotides long. RefSeq names its product cAMP-dependent protein kinase catalytic subunit alpha-like. Gene Ontology annotation, biological process: peptidyl-serine phosphorylation. The transcript has a single exon. Gene Ontology annotation, molecular function: ATP binding; cAMP-dependent protein kinase activity. Gene Ontology annotation, cellular component: cAMP-dependent protein kinase complex; nucleus. Bases 33 to 1181 code for a protein of 382 amino acids. The record is from RefSeq and is a predicted model, not a curated record. Lineage: Eukaryota; Metazoa; Arthropoda; Insecta; Hymenoptera; Athaliidae.